Molecule: messenger RNA, 4057 nt
Organism: Fusarium odoratissimum NRRL 54006
Lineage: Eukaryota; Fungi; Ascomycota; Sordariomycetes; Hypocreales; Nectriaceae
Exons: 2
Coding region: 1470-3686 (738 amino acids)
Source: RefSeq, a predicted model, not a curated record
GCUGUUUUCUGCUUACUAGCCUAAUCUAUCUGGCGAUUUAACCCUGUUGUGCUUCCUAAUGCUGAGCUGUUGGGCUGAUUUGUUUGGUUUCCUGUGUGUGAUGGUCUUGAGGAGUUGUUUGCGUGUGGUGGCGGUGGUGAUAAAUAUGCCGUCUGUUAUUACUUUUGAACUAAUGCCGGCAUCAUCCCAAAGGAGACACAUUUCAGGCUCGGCGCGUUUGCUGGCGGGAAGGGCCACAACGGGCAGGGCCACAGGGAGAAACGGUGGUGGAUGUUCAGGUGUCUCAGGUGGCCAGGUACAGGUAUUAGUAGCGCUCAGGCGCUAACCAGAACAACUUACUGCUCCUCCUGCCAAGACGAUUGACCAGACCAGACUCUGGAAUCUGCAUCAAUCCCCACCUGAAAUUCAUCUCCUUGCUGAGGCUCACUCACCUAAAUCCGCUUCGGGGCUUCUUUUUCCAUCAACAACAUUCUGUCUUAUACGCGCACUAUGCAUCAACACCAUCGCGAUGCGAUGCCGCCCACAUUGCCGAGACUGUUUUUUAAUCAAGGCGUUAAAGCAACCAAGAAACAGAAACAAAAGAAGCAAAAACCAAAUGGAAGGAUGCCACAUGCGGGUGACAUCCUUCUAAUUAUUCCGACCAACUUCCACUUUACCUGGAGCUUGGAUGUCAUCCCGACGGGAAAACACCCGCCUGGAACCUCGUGACAAACGCAAAUGCAAACAUCACACAAGGCCACGCAAGCCAAGAGAGCCAAGGCGUCCCAGAAGUCUGGGAUAUCAACCUUGUUUAUGUUGCUCACAUCGGAUCUUUUGUUUGCUUCUCGGUGCUCGGAUACUAGCUAGGACGGUAGGACCUGACUAGUCAGGUAGGUAAGGUAGUGAAGCUCAGACAGCGUGGGGAGGCUGUCGUGCUUCAGAUCUGUCGCAGGACAGGGUAUUGCUCCUAGCGACGACGAACCCAUGUCUACCGUACUUGAACUGAUGUAUAAUGUCAGUUGUAUCUGGAAACAGCUAAAACACUAGUAAAGGGUAAAGGGAGUCAAGGUAGGUCGGUUCGGUACCUUAACGUUAGGUUGACCACCCUCCCACUCGGGGCAAUCAUAUUGUCGUUUCAUUCUCUCUCACACUUUCUGUCUUGUCUUCCUUUCCUUCUCUGUUUCUGUUUCUCUUGGUGUCUUUCCUUGUUUUGCGCCCUCUACAUUCUCUUGUCGUACCCUUAUUCACUCAUUCUCGUUUCUCAUCACGGUAUUUGGCCGUGAUAUCUACAUUCUCUUACCUUCAUUACAUUUGCGAGGUGACUGGGUCAUCCAUCUACAUGCAUAUUGCCAGAAAGUAGAUGGCCAUAGGGGCCCUAUGUUAAGCUUUUGCUCAUUUAUCAGACUUUUUGCCUCUGUUCACGGUUGGGCCAGGCUUCGACUCCAGCUCUCACUAACAGCGACUGGCAUCGCGAACGCUUCUGGUCGAGGAUGUUAGCCCUCCGAACACGGGCUUUGUUCAACUUUAUAUUCGGAAGACAGUAUGCCGGCAUACCACGAGAAAUCGAUACCAACAAUACACACUCGCUCGAAGAACGAGCACCCGUGGUGAUCACUAAGACGAAGAUGGAGUCUCGUUAUGUGGUCAUCCCCGAGCCUACCACCAUCGUGGUUACAUACCAUGUCCCAGCCAACGCUACAGAGAACACCGACAGCGUUGAGUUGCCGCCGGCUUCAACUGCGCCUGCUGCAGACCUGGCAUCUGUUCCCGCAGCGGAUCCUGCUGUAGAUACCCCAGUAUUUGCAUCAUUGAUUGUACCUACAACGCAAGAGGCCGAGCCCGUUCCAACGACUGUACCUGCAGCUGGAGGAGAGGCAGCGCCUGAAACUAGUGACGCAAAUCUGAACGAGACGACAGUUCCCAUCGAACCGAUUGCUCAGCCAACUUCUCAACCACCCCCACAGGAAACGCCCCAAGAACCCCCAGUGGUUAAUGGUCCUGACCCGGUAACAACACCUGUUCAGCCAACCACUGAAGAGCUGCCCAAGGGAACACCAGAAGAUGCUCGAUUGACAGAUGGACCGGAUCCGGUGACAACACCUGUCCAGACAACGACGCCGCCGGCACCUCAGGAGACACCACAGGAUGCCCGAUUAAUCGAUGGACCAGACCCCGUAACGACGCCUGUUCAGGCGCCUAAGGAUACUCCAGAAAAUGCUCGACUCAUAAUCGAGACUGAGUCCUCAUCAUCAUCGUCCUUGUCCUCGUCUUCGACAUCUACUUCGGAGGUUCUCCUUUUUGAUACUGCGUCCUUCACCUUCACUGGUCCUCCAUCUCGGUCAACGACCCUCCAAACCCGAUCUGUAACCAGAACUGCUUCUUCCGCUACUGAGACUACAGAAGCAUCUGAUAGUUUCGUUUUCGAUGAUGGUGAGACGGGCGCUGACGGAGCUGCGCCGGCACUUAGUACGGCGACUCUAGCCGACGGAGGCCUUACAACCAUUGGCCUCGGUGCGACUGCUGGAAGCGACCAUGCCUCGAAAACCGAAAGUCCUGAUUCAGCUGUCAAAAAGGACUCCGACAAUGCAGGCCCAACUCCAGUCGUUGUAGGCAGUAUUGUCGGCUCCAUCGUGGGAUUGUCUUUCCUGGCACUUGUCAUCUUUUGGCUCAUCAGGAGACGGAGACAGCAGCGUCGAAGGAGCACUCUUCUCACUCCGCUCGAUUUCCCUCAAGGCGGAUCUGGCAAGGAGAAGUACGAAAUCGACAAUCAUUCGCUCGGCCCAACGCCUCGCUCUGUCAAGGUCGCUGCCGCUAUGAGCGCCAAUGCUAAAAAGAUUGGUCAACGAUUCCGACAGUCCAUGAGCUCUUCUCAUGUCGACAUGAGCCGAGGAAACUCUCAGUUCGGCGCCGAAAGCCACAGCGCGUCUACAAACCGCGCCCCUAGCCGAGGGAGCGCAGCUCCUGGGCAACAACAAGGAUGGUGGUCACGACUUAUUGAAGAAUCAAGCGUCGUGGACCUCGCAGCAGCCCCCCCUGUGCCGGACGAUGGUUAUGAUGGAAGACGAACUCCUAGCCCCAAACCUUUCUCUGAUGCCAACACCAUUCCUGCUGCGCCUCGUGGGGACUCAUAUGGGCGCGGUAGCGUCUUGCCUCACGGUUCUCUUGUGCCACCCCCACUUGCCCCUGCUCGGCCUCAUUCUUUGGAUAACCCGUUCGCCGACGAGAGUUCCAGCUUGUCUCCUGACCCCAUGCAACCGCCACCGAUGGCCCAUAGAGAGCCAGUCGAUCAGAGGCAAGGCCCGACCAUGUCGCGCAACCUUACACCUCAAUCGACAGGUGACGGCGUGAGGCUAAGGCCACAGGAAGUUUGGCGCGGCAACGUUCACUCGAACCCCUUCGACUUGGAGCUCGAUGGCCGACACAUGUCUAGUAUGGGACACAUUCAAAACAUGCCACGCUACACUGCCGCCAGCUCCUUCUAUAGCACAAACCGCCAAACCGUCAGACACUCUCGGGCUGAGAGUUACACUUCACGAUAUACCAGCGGAGUGAGCGACGUUAGCGAGUGGCCUCCUGUGCCUCCUCAACCUCGUGUACCCAGUAUCUAUGGCCGAUACGAUGGAUCUGACUUUCCCCCCUCACCGCGACACUCCCGAAGUGAGAGCGACGGCAAUAUUCUGAGACGACAAACCGGCCAGGCGAUGUGAACCCUCAUAGCAGGGACACGGAUAUUCACUUCGUUCCCUCUCGGCGGAGGACCAACAUAGUGGUUCUCCUGGGAUACUCAUUGGCUCGCUGUAAGACUUGGGGGGUGGUUUAAAAUAGAAGAUGGAUAGAUGGUGUUGAUGUUUGAUGUCAGCGUUUAUGCUUAUGAUACCACAGAACUAGGCUUUUCUCCUUCUUUUUCUUUAGAAGAACGCACACUGCGUGAGGUGUCGCUAGAGUCAAAAUCAGAAAAGCUUGCUAUGCUCCGCCGAGACUUUAGUUUUAUACCACUAUUAAUACAAUGUGCUGUUCGUGUCAUUUUAACUCUGGGCGUGAAUGUGAAGGCGCUCUUGAUUGACAUUGCAUGAUUAGG